This is a messenger RNA of Lotus japonicus, 1671 nucleotides long. RefSeq names its product RING-H2 finger protein ATL16. Gene Ontology annotation, molecular function: transferase activity. The transcript has a single exon. Bases 428 to 1492 code for a protein of 354 amino acids. Gene Ontology annotation, biological process: protein ubiquitination. Lineage: Eukaryota; Viridiplantae; Streptophyta; Magnoliopsida; Fabales; Fabaceae. The record is from RefSeq and is a predicted model, not a curated record.
UCAUUGAAUUUCAACCUCCUUAAUGUGUUGUCCCCUUCACCAGCACCACCCUCAUUUAAACACCUCCUAUGUUUGCUCUCUCUUCUCUCUUCUCCACAACACUCCACCAUUUCCCAUUGCUCUAGAAUCUGCUUUUCAUUACCUCUUCAUUGAUUCAACACUAGUUCUUCUCUCCAUUUGAUAGUAACUACCAUGUACUUUACCCCUUAAUUUGGUCCCCUACAAUUUUUUUACCUCUUAUCUGUUUCAUGAAAGUCCUAGCCUAGUCCAACUAGUACACAUGCUAAGGAUUUCCCCGGAAAGUGCCAAUUUCUUUCCCUCAAAACUCUUGCAUUGCUGAGUUUUUGCUUUUAGUAUUCAUGUCUUGUGUUCAUAUUCAAGAUCUCAGAGAACCCAUUUUUCUGCAUCUUCUGUAGCAUCUGAAAGCAUGGAUCUUGUAACCAGAAGAUUCUUGAUCCAACAUGGGUCAUCACAGUCACAAGCUCUUCCACCAAUCACAAGUUCAGGGAGUUCAAUCCUUCACCCUCAUCUUCAUUCUUCUAGCACCAGUUUUCCCAUCAUUGCUAUUGCUAUCAUUGGAAUCAUGGCUACAGCUUUUUUGCUUGUGAGCUACUACAUCUUUGUGAUCAAAUGUUGUCUCAAUUGGCACCGCAUUGAUCUUCUGAGGCGUUUCUCUCCAUCUAGGAGGCGUGAAGAUCUAACUGCAAUGUACUCACCAGGAACAGAACCUCGUGGAUUGGAUGAUGCAGUGAUCCGGUUAAUCCCAUUGAUUCAGUACAGGACAGAAGGGAACAGAGAAGAGAAAACCUUCAGUGAGUGUGCUGUUUGCUUGAAUGAGUUUCAAGAAGAUGAGAGGCUCAGGAUUAUACCAAAUUGCAGCCAUGUAUUUCACAUUGAUUGCAUAGAUGUUUGGCUUCAGAACAAUGCCAAUUGUCCACUUUGCAGAACAAGCAUUUCCUUCACAAACAGAUCCCAGAUUGAUCAGUUUCUCAACCAGAGGCUCUCUGUCUCUCAAGAUCAAACCCCACCAAUUGAAAACCUCAUUAGUGGGGAUGAGAAUUUUGUUGUGAUUGAAUUGGGUAAUGAUCAUAACAGAGGCCAAAAUUUGCAGAGAAGAGAAGAAAGAGAGUUACCAGCAUGUCCUAUUAGUCCUUUACCAAGGAAAUUGGAGCAUAGAAAUGUGGAAAAGAAACCAAGGAAGCUCCAUAAAGUUACAAGCAUGGGGGAUGAGUGCAUUGAUAUUAGAGGCAAAGAUGAACAAUUCUCAGUCCAACCCAUAAGAAGGUCAUUCUCCAUGGACUCAUCAGGGGAUAGACAAUUUUAUGUAGCAGUUCAAGAAGCUUUGCAGCAGCAGCAGAAGAUGCAAGUCAAUGAAGUCAGCUCCAUUGAAGGAUGCAGUGGGAGUAGUGGUAGAGCCAAGAAAUCAUUCUUUUCCUUUGGUUAUGGAAGCAGGUCAAGAAGUUCUGUUCAACCUGUUUAUUUGGACCCCUGAAAUUUCUCUGAUUCUCACUUGUUUUUCCCUCUUUCCAUUAUGUUUGCAACUUGCAAGUUUCUCAGGUUUUUUUUUUGGUGAGAUAGAGAUUUAGAUGUAUGAAUAGGUGAUCAUAGGAUUGUAUGACACAUAGUUAUUCAAUUGGAUUUAAUUAAUGUGAAACCAUGAUUUCUCUUUUA